GAUGCUGGUCAAUAAAAUCACCCCCUCCGGAGUUUCGUCAUGGAAAAGUCGGAGCAUUGGAAAGAGUAGCUCUAACAAGAGAGGCCAUAUUUCUCGGUCACCAAGCAGCAUCAGAAAAACGAGGAAGGGGUUACCAGCCUCUCAGAACUAUGACUCCAUUUCCUGCGAGGAGCGGCUGGACGGAGCGUUCUGGCUCUGAGCUUCCCAGAGGACCUGCCGUCCUCAGCGCCACGCACAGCCUUAAAUGGCAAGGCAGGACGCCAGUGCCAUCCAUUCCAGCACCAUCUCGAGGUGUGUCUUUGCUGAGAGAAACUAACGAGGACUUCUUAAUCACACGGUUAAUAUGGAAAAUUGAAGAUCUACACAUACCUACUGGAUCAAGUGUACCAAAGAAAACUUUCUCAGCCAGGAGUUCCAUUGUCCAUUUGGCCCAAGAGCCAACCAUCUGCUGCGACCCGCCGGAAUCAGCCAGAGUGCUGAGACAUCAUCAUAGCAACCAGUUAAGGAUGCUGACCCACAGAUGGAAGAGGCUUGGACUGCAAUAUCCUGCUAGUACAAAUAGAGAUGACCACACAUUUGAACGCAGUCAAGAGAAAAGCCAGGAUGAAGUUAAGACUGACUGUCCACUGAGAAUCACUGCCAUACAGACUAGCCACACUGAAGCUCUGAGAGCCAGAAAACAAAGAAAUGAGGAAAGAAUGAAAGGCUCACUCUACUCAAGUUCAGACGUUUCUAAUGUUGGAAUUCCAGAGGUGAAAGUUUGUGACAUGGACUCACAAAGUAAAACAGCAGUGUCAUUAGAGUUCAACUCUGAUGACAGUGAUAUUUCAGAUCAGGAGAAAGAAAAUGUUCGAGUUUCAAAGUGGGAUGCACCUGUGGAGCUAGACCUGAGGCCUGAGCCAUUUGACAAGGAUCUGGAUCUUCCUUGUUCCACAGAGAUGGAAGUACAAGUUUACGCAGAGGUUCUUCCUGCUCCUCUAAAAGAUUUGGAUUUUACUCAGGGUCUUUCCUCCACAGAAUACUCUGAGGAUCUGCAAAGUCCGUUUACAAGUGACCCUUGCCUUGCUCCUAUGGUGGCCCGUCUGUUGGAGCUACAAAGGCUUCAGGCUGCCACUGUUCAGAAAGAGCGAGCGAAACCUGUGCGAUCCCGUCCAACUACUGCUAGUAUUCCAACACGAAACGCCUCUCGUUUGAGAAAUGGUGAUCCUACAGGAUCCAAGUUAGGGAUUUCAGGGGAUACAGAGUGCAAUUCUGUUACAUGCAGCUUUACCAAACUUGUGCUCUGUCCCAACUCUUUAUGCAGAGGCAGGCAUCAUACUUGCCCCUUGACAAAAUCAGGACAAGGAAGCAGAAGCUUGGGCCUACAGCAAACCUUACCUAAGCGUCCACAAACUAUGUCUGGCAAAUUUAACAGGACUGAAAGUGUAGUUCCAUCUAUUAGCAUUUCCCCAAAGCCCACAACUUCAAAUAGGAUCAAGACACUCAGAGCAACCACAAAAAGCACAAAGUCACUGAGAGCAGAUUCACCUCCAACUUCUGCCAAAACGACAGUGACUGUGCUUAACAGAAAAGCUUGAUGUUAAUAAAGCUUCUUCAGUGUGUUUGCCAUUUAGUAAUUGUAAUUGCUAAGUUGUUGUAAUUAUAAUUGUAAUUAUAUCUCUGUUAAGAUGUGUUCAUUCCUCUAGCUAACAGUAGUACAAAAUACAACUCAGAGCACGGGGAAGUUUUUUUCCCUUUACUAUUUAUUUAAGUUACACAUUUGCAAAUUAAAACAGAAUUAAGUAUGUGAAGGAGUAUGACUGAACAAGCAGUUUUUGAACACUUCACUGAAAAUGUACCAGUGUCAUUCUAUGUGGUUGACUGAAACAAGGACAAAAACUUAGUUUGGGUAUAAAAAAAAAAAAAAAAAAAAAAAA
Pygocentrus nattereri (red-bellied piranha) is the source of this 1916-nucleotide messenger RNA. RefSeq lists its product as uncharacterized. Lineage: Eukaryota; Metazoa; Chordata; Actinopteri; Characiformes; Serrasalmidae. The coding region runs from base 150 to 1577 and encodes 475 amino acids. The record is from RefSeq and is a predicted model, not a curated record. The transcript is spliced from 8 exons.